Messenger RNA from Chelonia mydas (Green sea turtle), 678 nucleotides. RefSeq names its product claudin-8-like. Gene Ontology annotation, cellular component: plasma membrane; bicellular tight junction. The transcript has a single exon. Gene Ontology annotation, molecular function: structural molecule activity. The coding region runs from base 1 to 678 and encodes 225 amino acids. Gene Ontology annotation, biological process: bicellular tight junction assembly; cell adhesion. The record is from RefSeq and is a predicted model, not a curated record. Lineage: Eukaryota; Metazoa; Chordata; Testudines; Cheloniidae.
AUGGCCAGUAGUGCACUGCAGAUUGUUGGACUGGUAGUUGGAGGCAUUGGCUUAGUUGGGACUUUUGCAAUCACUGGCAUGCCUCAAUGGAGAGUAACUGCCUUCAUUGAAAACAACAUUAUAGUAUUUGAGACCAUUUGGGAAGGACUAUGGAUGCACUGCAUCAGACAAGCCAACAUCAGGAUGCAGUGCAAAGUCUACGACUCCCUCUUGGCACUUUCACCUGAUCUACAGGCAUCCAGAGGACUGAUGUGUUCUGCUUCAGCACUCUCAUUUCUUGCUUUUAUAAUAGCCAUUAUGGGCAUGAAGUGCACACAGUGCACUGGGAACAACAAGCAAACCAAGGGUCACAUUCUGCUGGCAGCUGGAGUCCUCUUCAUCCUAUCUGGUAUUGUUGUGUUCAUCCCAGUGUGUUGGGUUGCCAAUACCAUCAUCAGAGACUUCUACAAUCCAGUUGUCAAUGUAGCACAAAAACGAGAACUUGGGGAGGCCCUCUACAUAGGCUGGGUAUCUGCAUUCUGUCUCAUCUCCGGGGGAGCAAUAUUCUGUUGCUUCUGCCGUUGUAAUGAGAAAGCCAGAAACUACAGGUUCUCAGCGCCUUCACAUCAUACAUCUUACAAAACUCAUCAUAUGCAAAGGAAAACUGAAAGCUCAUAUUCCAAAAGUCAGUAUGUCUAG